Messenger RNA from Pocillopora meandrina, 1707 nucleotides. NCBI's taxonomy places the organism in Eukaryota, Metazoa, Cnidaria, Anthozoa, Scleractinia, Pocilloporidae. The record is from the annotation of a GenBank genome assembly.
AUGAAUUCUCCGAGGUAUGAAUGUUCUCAAUGUGGCGGCUCGGCUUGCGAACUGAAAUGCCUUCCGUGUUCACACACUGUGUGCACUUAUUGUUUUCAUAUGCAAAACAGUCAUGCGACUGCUGCUUCUGUUAAUUGUACGUGCCCAAUCGACAAACACGAGUUUCAUUUGGCUGAUGACGGCAUUGAGAGCUUUCCUACCAGGGGUUUUUCGGUUGAGGUUUCAAACAAUCGAGCGUUUAAUGCCCAAUCACAACCAGCUCACGUCGAGAUGGAUGCACUGUUGACAUACACACAGGAAUACAAAAACGAUUUGUCAAUUUCCAUCCGAGACAUGGAACAUGCCAUUCAUUCGUCAUUAUCAGAGCAGGAGGUUCGUGUGAAGGAGGAGAUCAGACGAACUGCCGAAGAUCUGAUCGAGGUUGUUCUGGCGAAAGAGAAAGAGUUGUACAGAGACGUGGAUCGAUUUAUCGAAGCAGAAAAACGAGAGAAGCAGCAACAAUUGGCAGACUUCUCUCUAGAGGCUCAUCACAUCGUGGAAGUAGUGCGACGACAUCACGGCCAGUUUAAACAAGUGAGGGAUAAUCCUGCGCUCAUGGAUCAACUGCAAACGAGCCUUCAAACCGUAAAUGAACGCAAGAGCGCCCUCAUGGAGGAGAAUCGACGUUCUUCGGUCAAGCUUUCAUUUAAAAUCAACGAGAAGUGUUUUGAGGAGCCGAUUGGGAAAGUGGAAUGUAGAAGGAGCAAAGGUCCCACAGGAAGUGAUCAGCUCAAUUCUCCUUUGACGAUACCUGUGCGCCAUCUGUCAUCAAGGCGGCGGUCCUCGAGCGAGCGCAAGAGAAAAGCAGGACAAGUUAUUAAAAAUAUCGUUCCACCGAGCCCUUUAACAGAAAAAUUCCGUCCGUGGGCUGUCUCCGUAAGUGAAAGUGGCCACAUUGCUGUCGUAGACAGAGGAAAUAACUGUAUUCACAUUUUUAAUCCGAGAGGCGAUUUCUUACGGCACGUAGCCAAACCCUACGGAAACCAAAGCAAGUUCUUAGAGGUGUAUGGCGUGACAUUUUUAUCACGCAGUACUUUUGCAGUGGCCGAAUACUCGCCGUCAACCGGAAGUGGGUGUCUCUUGGAAAUGGAUAUUUCUGGGGAGCACUUGCGCGUGAUUGGGAAUCUCAAAGGGCCUGCCUAUAUCACUGCAUUCAACACCGCUUCACGAGAAGGGAAGAAAAUCAUAGCAGUUUAUUACACAAACAGCUUGGAGGCACCUGAGAUAUUUGGCGACGAAAGCAAGCUCGAGCUACCAUUGCAAGAAAAUGACAAUGGCUUUCUGUUUCAUCCUCAAAAAGGCGUCUUUUUGAAGGACAAACUCGUGUUUUCUGACAUAAAUGAAAGGAAGAACCAAGGAUGCGUGAAAGUCUUCGAGUCCCAGGGUCAAUUUAGCCAUGAGUUUGGUAAACAGCCUAUUUGGAACGAGGAAGGCUUGGGCCAUCCUCUUCGUAUUGCCGCUGACCCUUUAAGCUGCAAAGUCCUAGUUUACCACCAGUUUUCCAGCAAGAUGAUGGUGUAUGACGUCAAUGGCGCAUGCGUGUCGGAGUUUCGUACUGUAUCUGGACUUCUUGACUUUGUUGUUACAGCCGAUGGCCACAUGUUUGCCACGUGCAGCAACAACAGCGAAUUUCCAAAUUCUCUAAUCGUUUUAUCUUAUAAUACUUAA